Messenger RNA from Callithrix jacchus (white-tufted-ear marmoset), 1487 nucleotides. RefSeq names its product claudin 24 (gene CLDN24). Gene Ontology annotation, cellular component: bicellular tight junction; membrane. Lineage: Eukaryota; Metazoa; Chordata; Mammalia; Primates; Cebidae. The record is from RefSeq and is a predicted model, not a curated record. Gene Ontology annotation, molecular function: structural molecule activity.
AAGACAGCAGCUCCUAUCGGGGCAGUAAAGUCCUAAGACUUUCGGCAAUGGCUUUAAUCUUUAGGAUAGCGAUGCAAUUUGUUGGACUUUUAUUAUCUUUUCUGGGAUGGGUUUUAUCCAUUAUUACAACUUACUUGCCACACUGGAAGAACCUCAACCUGGACUUAAAUGAAAUGGAAAACUGGACCAUGGGACUCUGGCAAACCUGUGUCGUCCAAGAGGAAGCGGGGAUGCAGUGCAAGGCCUUUGACUCCUUCCUGGCUUUGCCUGCUGAACUCAGGAUCUCCAGGAUCUUAAUGUUUCUGUCAAACGGGCUGGGAUUUCUGGGCCUGCUGGUGUCCGGGUUUGGCCUGGACUGUUUGAGAAUUGAAGAGAGUCAGAGAGAUCUCAAGAGGCGACUGCUAAUCCUGGGAGGAAUUCUGUCCUGGAGCUCGGGAAUCUCAGCCCUGGUUCCUGUCUCUUGGGUUGCCCACACGACGGUACAGGAGUUCUGGGAUGAGACCAUCCCAGACAUCGUCCCCAGGUGGGAGUUUGGGGAGGCCCUCUUUCUGGGCUGGUUUGCUGGACUUUCUCUUGUACUAGGAGGGUGUCUGCUCAACUGUGCAGCCUGCUCCAGCCACGCUCCCCUAGCUUCGGGCCACUAUGCAGUGGUGCAAAUGCAAACUCAGUGUCCUUACCUGGAAGAUGGAACUGCAGAUCCUCAAGUGUAAGACUUCGACAAGGCAGGAGAUGUAUCCUAUAUCAACUGUGAUGACAAAGACAUCUUUGUUUUAUAGCUAAAUCUGUGAUGCUCACGUUUUCUCAUUCAGUAACCAUUUUUUCUACAAUAGGUAGGCCCACUGCCCCCUAAAAUCUGGAGAAUAAUGAAGGAAAAUCUUAUGUCUGAAAGAAAAUGAUUAUGGUAAGCAUUACAUAGGUAGAAGUGAGAUGAGCUUAAUUGAUCUGGUUAUUGAAAUCAAAAUGUGGUGGCUGUCCAAUAUAGUCAGUUUCAAGCUUUAAUGUGUAAAUUUCAUAUUAGAAAGCCUUUUCCGUUUUUUGUUGUUAUUGUUAGAUAGAAAUGAUCAUUAGUUUGUUUCCUAAAGAAAAAAAAAGCGAACAGUCUGAAAACUCUGAAGUGUUCUACAUGAGCAAGACCACAUGCUAAGCAACCCCAAAGUGUUAUUUCCACAACAGUGACCUUUUUCUUCUUCAAACAGGAGCGGUUUGUGUUUAGGAUAUUACCAGGCACUCAGUGCGACAAGAUUUUAUGAGGCUGAAAGGUUUUCAGAACCUUCUGAUACUCUCAGAUUCAAAAUACUGACUAAUCUCUUCCCUCAUCCUUUCCCUCAAAACUUUCAUAUUAAAAAAAGAAAAACAAUUCCAAAGAUAUUUUUUCUUGAUAUCCAGAAAUUCUCAGGUCAUCUGAAUGAAAACUUACUAACAUGGGGAUAUGUACUUCAGUGGGGAAUAAACAGAAAUGCUGACUCUAACCUACAAUCCUACUGCUU